Penicillium antarcticum is the source of this 1446-nucleotide messenger RNA. RefSeq names its product ALDH-like protein. Gene Ontology annotation, molecular function: succinate-semialdehyde dehydrogenase (NAD+) activity. The transcript is spliced from 4 exons. Bases 1 to 1446 code for a protein of 481 amino acids. NCBI's taxonomy places the organism in Eukaryota, Fungi, Ascomycota, Eurotiomycetes, Eurotiales, Aspergillaceae. The record is from RefSeq and is a predicted model, not a curated record.
AUGUCUCAGACGACUGACAACCUUCCCAUUGUUCCCUUGCUCAUCGGCGGCGUGGAAACCGCUGGAUCACAAAGCGAGAUUUUCCCUGUCUAUAGCUACGCCCAAAAUAAAAACGUGUACCACGCCGAGUCUGCCAACGUUGAAAUUGCCAAAGCUGCUGUUGAUGCCGCGGCCGUUGCGUUUAAGACUUGGAAAAAUACUUCUGCGAGGCAUCGACGGGAAAUCCUGUUGAGAUACGCGGAUUUACUUCAAAGUCAUGCAGACGAGCUGGUUGCUAUACAAAUUGCAGAGACCAGUGCCGCCGCAUUAUGGGCGAAGAAAAAUGUGCAGCUAGCGAUUGGCUUAAUCCAGGAAACCGCUGCCUGUAUAACCUCAUUGAAGGGUGAGAUACCGCAGAGCGAGUCAUCUGAUGUCUUGCCGCUUGCUUUCACGGUGCCGAUUGGUCCGGUAUUAGUCAUUGCCCCCUGGAACUCACCCAUUAUUUUGGGUGCGAGAAACAUUGCGACCGCUGUGGCAGCUGGAUGUUCUGUGGUGUUCAAAGCCUCGGAGAACUGUCCCAAGCUGCAUCAUAUGCUAGUAAAAAUCUUUGAAGAGGCGGGUCUUCCCAAAGGUGUUGUGAAUGUGAUCCAGGUGAACAGAGAGAAGGCUGCUGAGGUGACCGAGGCUGUUAUUGCGCACCCCGCUAUUCGCAAGGUCGAGUUUGUUGGGAGUGCAACAGUCGGACGGAUGAUUGGCCAGGUCUGCGCGAAGCAUCUUAAGCCAAUAUUGAUGGAGCUUGGUGGAAAGGGGCCCGCCAUUGUCCUUGAUGAUGCGGAUCUAUCUGUUGCUGCCAAACGUUGUGUUGCUGGAGCUUUCCUUCAUCAUGGACAGCUUUGUUUCUCGACAGAACGAAUUAUCGUCCUUGAAAGCGUUGCUGCGGAAUUUCAACAGCAUUUAAUCAAAGAAGCAGAGAACUUCACCGUCACCGAUGGUGUCAGCCCCCGAAUCGUGGAAGCAUGCCAAGAAAAGCUCCUCGACGCAAAGCAAAAGGGAGCGACAUUCAUCGUGGGCAAGCCAGAGAUGAUGGACGCUACGAAGCUGCACCCGACAAUCUUGCUGGGCCUCACGAAAGACAUGCUUCUCUGGAAUGAAGAAUCAUUUGGUCCUUCUGCUGCGUUAUUCAUUGCUCGUGAUGAUCAACAUGCGAUCGAAUUGGCCAAUGAUAGCAAGUUUGGCUUGAACGCUGCCAUACAUACGAAGGACUUUAACCGAGCUUGGCUAAUGACACGGGAACUUGAUUUUGGUCAAGUUCAUACCAAUAAUAUGACACCACAUGAUGAACCUACCUUCCCAAUUGGAGGUGUGAAAGGUAGCGGAUGGGGACGCAAUAAUGCCAUUUUUGGUCUUCGAGAGUUUUCUGAGACUAGAUUGAUGACGUGGAGUCUCGAGGGAAGCAAGUUUGUUUGA